Protopolystoma xenopodis is the source of this 234-nucleotide messenger RNA. The record is from the annotation of a GenBank genome assembly. Lineage: Eukaryota; Metazoa; Platyhelminthes; Monogenea; Polystomatidea; Polystomatidae.
AUGUCUCUUGUCACGAGAACCGAUUCACCGACAAACCAUGCACGUGAAACUCAUGAACUCGUCGUCAAGACUGGCCAGAUCAGCAAACAGUUGAGAAGAUGUAAAAGUAAUCAAAAAAUAUGCACUCACCAACAAGAAGAAGGGGCUGAUCGCCGUCCAGCAGAGUUGCCAAAAGAUGCCGGGUUUGAAGCCAAGCAUCUGCUCAAUGUCUCGACUGAACCGUCGGAUGCCUAA